Olea europaea var. sylvestris is the source of this 1867-nucleotide messenger RNA. RefSeq names its product putative disease resistance protein RGA4. Bases 156 to 1499 code for a protein of 447 amino acids. The record is from RefSeq and is a predicted model, not a curated record. The transcript has 2 exons. NCBI's taxonomy places the organism in Eukaryota, Viridiplantae, Streptophyta, Magnoliopsida, Lamiales, Oleaceae.
CUUGCACCUUCCCACUGUUGUUGUUCUUAUUGUUCUUCUUCCAAUCCUUUUUGUUUGGACAAUUCGCCUUGAAAUGCCCAAACUCGCCAUAUUUGAAACAAGACCUUUCCGCAAGAGGUCUAGAACUCGAUCAAACAAAAUUCCCGUCAUGGACUAUGAGAAUGGAAGUAUUCCUUGAUGGCCGUGGUUGGUUGAAACUUGAUAAACUGAUCGAUGUCUUCUUCAGUAAUUGCGAAAAUUGUGAAGAAAUUCCCAUGUUUGGUCUCCUACCACUCCUCAAAUAUCUGACCUUGGAUGGUUUGAAUAAUUUACAAUCCAUAGGUCCUUCUUUCUAUGGUGGCCAAGAGACAAGAGUAAUGUUCCCAGCGCUUGAAAGACUUAUUCUAAGCAACAUGCCAAACCUAACAGCGUGGGCAGAAGCUGAGGUGAUGCCAGUGGUGGAAACACGAAAAUGCAGAGAGCAGGUAUUUCCUCGCCUUGAAGAUUUGAAGAUUAAAAAUUGCCCCAAAUUGAUUACUUCUCCAAGUCAUUUCCCUUGCUUGAAAAAAUUGGAGAUUGAUACUAUAGAGAGUGAUUUUCCAUUGACAAAAAUUUUGAGUAGCAGCAGCCCAACUUCUUUGGAAGUGCUCUCGAUCAGCCGAAUAUCAUCGCUUACUAGUCUUCUUCCUCACUUGCAAGGAUACCAGAAAUAUCUUCGAGAGUUGACUAUUGAAGAUUGUGAAAAAUUGAGAGAAUUACCCGAUGAUCUACACAGCUUCCAGUCUCUCAUCAUUUUGAGAAUAUUUGAAUGUCCAAGUCUGCAAUCAAUUUCUUAUCAAAGUGGACAAAAAGGUCCCCCUUCUCUUCGAACGUUGGAAAUUAGUUCUUGCUCUGAGCUGAGCUACCUACCAAGUGAGAUGAUUGAGUCCAUUAGGUGUCUGGAGGAUCUAAGUGUAACUAGGUGCAACAAACUCGUUUCUAUUUCAAUAGAUUUGGGGGAAUUGCCUUGUAUCUCAAGGUUAGAGAUAUCCUAUUGUUUUGAAUUGAGGAAUUUGCCCAAGGGAAUUGGCCGUCAUAGCAAGUUAACAAAAUUGACCAUCGGUGGUUUCUCAAAAUCAAUUGAUUUCAACUCAUUCCAAACUGUUCUCGACGACAUCGGACAAUCCAAAUCUCUUCGGAAUUUGUCUUUAAAUGGUUGGAAACAUUGUGACUCGUUGCCAUAUCAAUUUCAGCAUCUCACUUCGCUCGAAAGUUUGACAUUGUUUGAUUUUGGAAUGGAAGCAUUGCCAGAGUGGUUCGGGGGUCUGUCAUCUCUUUCAAGUUUAUCUCUGUGUGCAUGUUAUAAGCUUAGGCAUAUGCCCUCUAAGGAAGCAAUGCAACGCCUCAAAAAGCUACAAUAUCUUAUCGUUACUUGCUGUCCAUUGUUACGGGAGAUGUGCAGGGAAGAAAACAGCCCUGAUUCUGAGUGGUCAAAGAUUUCACAUAUUCGUCACAUAGGUGGAGUGGGCCCAGGUUUUUAAAGAGGCCUGAUCUGCUGAUAUAGUUGUGUGGGAAAUGGAUAUUGACUAGUCAAAUGUUUGAGGCGAAAUAUGCGAUUUGACUUUUGAUGGAGUGAGCAAAAAAAAAAAACUUUUCCAGCGUAGAUUCUUGGGGGAACUAGGUAUUUCUCUUUCGAACACUAUUUCAAGAAUGAUUGAAGUCCAGAGUGCUCGGAGAUUAUGAAUUGUUAAUUUCUAUACAUCGAGUUUGUUAAAGUCAAUUCUAUACACUAUUGUGCUUUGAAUUAUUUCUUAGUGUUUAUCAAAAUAUUAUUCUGCUUGAAUUAUUUCUUAGCUCAAGGAAUUGCUGGUCGUAUUUUCUAUUUUAUCAUAUUAAAUUUUGUAUUGCU